Messenger RNA from Heterostelium album PN500, 312 nucleotides. RefSeq lists its product as uncharacterized. The coding region runs from base 1 to 312 and encodes 103 amino acids. The transcript is spliced from 2 exons. Lineage: Eukaryota; Evosea; Eumycetozoa; Acytosteliales; Acytosteliaceae. The record is from RefSeq and is a predicted model, not a curated record.
AUGCCAAAGAAAGAAGGAGGUGUUUGUUCCCCAGGUGGAGCUUGUUAUCAAUUCCCAUCACCAGGAUGUUCGAUGUGCUGUAUGAUUUUCUCAUUGUUUGGUGUCAUUGGUUUGUUGAGUAUUGGAGGUCUUUUCAAGGAUUCAUAUAAGAAGGCUGAAGGUGAAGAUGCCUUAACUAGAUCAUCAGAGGAAGUCGCUCAAAAGGCUGCUUUCAUUGGUGCUGCUAUUUAUGCUGGUGUUAUUGCUCUUUGUUUUGGUUUGUUCCUUUGGAGAAAGUUCACCAACAAGAAACCAGAAGAAGACGAUUUAUAA